AUGCACUCCGCCGCCGUCCUGGCGCUUCUGUUGUGCGCCUGGCAAGUUGCUGCCCUGCCGGUGAACAGCGCUCUGAGUAAGGCAGACACCGAGGUCAUGAAGUGCAUCGUGGAGGUCAUCUCUGACACACUCUCCAAGCCCAACCCGAUGCCCGUCAGCCAGGAGUGUUUCGAGACACUUCGAGGAGACGAACGCAUCCUCUCCAUCCUGCGGCACCAGAAUUUGCUGAAGGAGCUCCAAGACCUGGCUCUGCAAGGGGCCCAGGAGAGGGUGCGGCAACAGGAGAAGCAGAGUGGCUUUGAGGCAGAGCUCUCGGAGGUCCUGCACACCCAGAGCGACCAGGCCACACAACCAGGUAGGUCUGAGGCCUUGGCCUUGGAUGGAGCCAAGAAGUCCAAGGCUGAGCCCCCCAAGGGACAGGAAGAGAGGGGACAGGAGGAGGAAGAGCCAGCAGGAGCCCCCCCAGGCCCUACCCGGGGCAGGCCGAGCAGGGAGCCAGAGCUGGAGGAGCUGGGGGAGGAGUUCUCCAAGGAGUGGGAGGAUGCCAAACGCUGGAGCAAGAUGGAGCAGCUGGCCCAGGAGCUGACAGCUGAGAAGCGGCUGGAGGGCAAGGACGAGGAUGCCGCAGACCCCGAUCCUGACCGCUCCAUGAAGCUCUCCUUCCGGUCCCGGGCCUAUGGCUUCAGGGACUCCGGGCCACAUCUGCGGCGGGGUUGGAGGCCGUCCUCCCGGGAGGACAGCGUGGAGGCUGGCCUGCCUGCACGGGGCCACAGCUACCCUGAGGAGAAGAAGGAGGAGGAGGGCAGCGCCAACCGCAGGGCUGAGGACCAGGAGCUGGAAAGCCUGUCAGCCAUCGAGGCCGAGCUGGAGAAGGUGGCCCAGCAGUUGCAGGCAUUGCGGCGGGGCUGA
This is a messenger RNA of Ochotona curzoniae (black-lipped pika), 909 nucleotides long. RefSeq names its product chromogranin A (gene CHGA). Lineage: Eukaryota; Metazoa; Chordata; Mammalia; Lagomorpha; Ochotonidae. Gene Ontology annotation, biological process: negative regulation of insulin secretion; defense response to bacterium; negative regulation of catecholamine secretion. The transcript has 7 exons. Bases 1 to 909 code for a protein of 302 amino acids. Gene Ontology annotation, cellular component: chromaffin granule. The record is from RefSeq and is a predicted model, not a curated record.